Daldinia decipiens is the source of this 728-nucleotide messenger RNA. RefSeq lists its product as uncharacterized. The transcript has a single exon. Lineage: Eukaryota; Fungi; Ascomycota; Sordariomycetes; Xylariales; Hypoxylaceae. The record is from RefSeq and is a predicted model, not a curated record. The coding region runs from base 164 to 610 and encodes 148 amino acids.
ACUGCUCUCUCUCCCUACGACCGAGGAUGGGGAAUAUGUCGAAUGAAGACGGUAUACUGCAUCUGUGUUCCCGCUACGUUACCUGCGGCGCGUUGCUGCUUUUCUGCUGCUGCUCCUACGUGCAGAUUUCUGCGGAGCAGGGAGGAGUAACGAUCGUCUAUGUAUGCAUACGUGUAGGCCUUGGAACGGUCGAGGGAUAUCGAAGGAUCAACAACGGCCUGCUUUCUCGGCUUCACCCGCAGUCGAUUUGAUUCUAGGGCUUCUAGUUGUUCGGCAGUAUUAUUUUAUUUUUAUUUUUUGUUUGUAUGUUUGUUUGUUUGUUUGUUUGUUCUUGUCUGUAACGUUUCGGACGCCCCGAGGGGUGCGCGUUUUUGUAUGCAGGCGGGUUGGAUUUUCUAGAAUGAGCGAUUAUAUGAGAUUUCAGAAAGUCUCCAAAAAGUUUCGUAUUGAUUUGUUUUUCGCCCCCGCGCCGUCAACUCUGCUCUGUCCCCCGCUUCUUUUUUUUUUGUCUCGCAGCCUCUUGUCUGUCCUCUCCCUCGCUCAGGAAGUCGCGCACGAGGUACACCCGAGUGUAUGUGUGUGUAUGUGUGUAUGUGUGUACACUAUGUAAUAUGUAAUAUGUAAUAUGUAAUAUGUAAUAUGUAAUAAUAAGAAAAAGCUUGGGGUAAUACUAGAAUAACAACGCUGACUGGGCACUUUUAGAAGCACGAGACAGAGGAACGGGUAAC